This is a messenger RNA of Dendronephthya gigantea, 3334 nucleotides long. Its product is annotated as coiled-coil domain-containing protein 150-like. The coding region runs from base 44 to 3220 and encodes 1058 amino acids. The record is from RefSeq and is a predicted model, not a curated record. The transcript has 24 exons. Lineage: Eukaryota; Metazoa; Cnidaria; Anthozoa; Malacalcyonacea; Nephtheidae.
UUUAUUUUCCUAGAGUAUAGGACAAGAUCUCCCGAGAGUUAAGAUGGAUAGGGCUAUUUUAUCUCCUUCAAAAACAAACAGCUCGCCUCCUGAGAAGACUUUAAAAUUGCUUCAUGACAGAUUGGAUCAAGCAGAAAAUGAAGCAAAGAAACUAUCUGAGCAUUUAUCAAGAUAUGGUUUUAAGAGUGAUAUUGCUAAGACACCAAGUAAUACUGGAAGACGAAGUGUCAUUGAAACUAUAGCACCUUUUGAACUUGAUAAGUAUGAAGAAGGAAAGUAUGAAAUUUUGAAAAACAAUUAUCAGGAAUUAGUAUCUCGUGUUUGCCGUACAGAAAGCAUUGUCCACUCUUUAAAGCUUGCUCUGGUUAGCUUGGAGGCUGAAAAAACCCUGAUGAACAAAGAUUCUGUCGCAGGAACACUUAGCGCAAAUGAAUCAUAUGAAAAAGAGUUGAAAAAAUUAAAAAAAGACUUGGUUAAUGCUAGGAAAACUCUUGAUGAAAGUGAGAAAUUUAGAGUUCAGACUGAACUGGAUUUUCAAAAAUUAAGGGAUGUUCUUAACAUCAAAUCUGGUUCAAAUGUAAAUGUAGUUGAAAAAGUAAAGGAACUAAAAGCAACAAGUGAUAGGUUAACAAUACAAAUCAAUGAGCUUAGAGAGCGGCUCAAUCAUGAGAAAGGUCUACGGGAGAACUUUGAGGAUUCUCAUGAGGACCUCUUAAGUCGGGUUGCGGAGAUGGAAAAACUGGUUGAAAGAGAAAAUCAGGAAAUGAAAUUGUUUUCUGGUGAUUGUGCAAGAUUGAAAAAGGAAUUAAAUAAGAGCAGAACACAAUAUAAUAGGGAAUACCAAACUAGGAUGCAACUGGAGAAUUUGGUUGAAAGAUUAAAACAUGAAGCAGACGAAAUGGAGUCAAAACUUUUAAAUAUUUCAAAUGAGAGAAAGGAUUUAGAUUCAAACAUUUCAAAAAUAAAACGUGAAAAUAAGGAGUUAAGACAACAACUAGAAAAUGUACGGAAAUCCAGUGAAACUUUAAAGGAAGUUAAUUUGGACUUGGAAAAACGUUUUAAAGGAACAAAUGAAGCUCUGCAAGUAAUGGAAAAAGAUAACAAGAUUUUGGUGGCAAAACAUCGAGACUCUGUUGAAAAAGAAAGGCAAAUGUUUGGAGAGAAACUCAAAGAACAGGAUAGAUUGCUUGAUGAAGCUAAAGAAAGUAUCUUCCAGGAGUUAAGAAAAGAAAAGCAAGCAAUUUUAGAAGGAGAAAAAGAAAUUAAAAGGCUUAAAGAAGAAAAUAAUUCACUUCAGGAACUGUUGAAGAAAAAGGAUGUGGAGUUGAUGAAUCUAAAAGAUAUUUUGCAAAAAUUAACUGCAGAUCGUGAAAAAAUGAUUGAAGAGAAUGAUCAAGUAUUAACUGAGAUCAAACAUGAUUUAGACCAGUUUGUCUCUGAAAAGAUAUCUCUUGUUGCUGAGCUUGAUAACAGAAAGAUCGAAUACAAUAAAAUAUGUGAAGAAAACGCACAACUUCAGGAGGAUUGUGAAACAGCGAGAACACGUUUAGCUGAGUUAGAACACCAACUGACAAAUCACGAUCGUAUUAACGUCGCUCUACAGAACAUGGUGGAAGAUAAAAGAAAACUAGCCUAUGAGAAUGGCGUUUUACAAACGGAAAAUGAGAACUUGAUGUCAAACGUUAAAGCAGUUGAAAGGAAAGUACGAGAGUUGAGAAGUUUUGCAUUGGGUAAAGAAAAGGAAGCUGAGUUAUUGGUCAGGGAACGAGAAGAGGCUGAGAAAACAACAGCACGGGUCAUAAGCGAGGCUGACCAAUAUGAAAGAAAAUAUUCUAAACAGAUCGAUUCUUUACGGAGUGCUCUUCUCCAAGCCAAGGACGACAAUAAAAAAUUAGCGGGAACACUUGAUGCUGUGAUUACGUCACAUACUCAGCUUCAGUCCUCUUGCGAAACUCUUCAAACUGAGCUGGGUAAACGAGACAGCCGGCUGAGCUAUCUUGAUAAAGAAAGAUCAGAAACUGAGACAAGGAUUAUGGGUUUAAAUGGAGAAGUUGAGUCAUUGAAGGCUAAACUAACCCACCAAAAUGAGGCUGAAUUACAAGAGGUGACCACUGUUCGCGAAACACUCUUGUUGCUGGAAAAAGACCGAGAGAAGUUACUGAAGACUGUAGAACCAUUGAUGAAGACAAACAGAGAUCUUCAAGAAUCUCUGGAAGGAUUGGCGAAUGAAUUGAGACAGAAAAAUAACGAGAUUAAGAAGUUACGAGCAUCCUCUGUUAACGUCAAGAAAGAGAUGGAAAUAGAGGCUGUUGCCUUGGAAACAAAAGUGGAUGAUGUGAAAAAGGAAUUCGAUACGCAGAUGAGAGAGGUGAAGAAGCUUCAUAAAAGAGAAAUUGCAAAGUUACGCAAGGAUUUCCAGGAAAUGGUAAAACUAAAAAAUGCUUUGAAAGACGAGAACACGGCCUUGAAGACUGGGCAAGAGGAAGCUGAGAGUAAGCAGAAAAAAUUGAAGGAAAAAUUACGACAAACUAAAAAUGAAUUAGACGCUUGUUUGAAACUGCAAUCCGAGCAACACACUGAACUAGAAACAGCAAGAGACAGAAUUAAUGUGAUGAGCCAUGAACUUGCAAUAUUGGAAAAACUCAAAUCAGAAUACACGCAAAAUAAUAUGGAACAGGCUCGUUCUCUCCAGGAAUUUAUAUCACAGCUGACAGAUCUUCAAGAAGAGUUCAGGAACUUGGCCGAGGCACAACAAGGAACCAGUUUACUUUGCAGCCAAAAAGAUGAUAAAAUUAAGAGAGAAAGAAUGCGAAGAAAAGAUCUUGAGAUGGAUUAUUAUAAAUUAAAGAAUCACCAAAAACAAUUGAAAGUAAAACAGGAUGUGACUGAGCGACAGCUAGAAGAAGUGAAUUAUGAAUCUCAGCAGGUUGCUGUUAAUUUGCAAGAGGCUCACGAAUGGUUUAAGAAUAAAUUCGCUAAUCUUCAGUCAGAGCUUGAUAAAUCGAGAAAGAUACAAUCAGUUUUACAACAGGAUAACGUCGAUCAUCACAAAGCUCUUCACGAGGAGAGAAAAAGAGCGAAGGAAGCAACGGAGAAAGCAAAAGAAAUAAUAAAAUCAAGUCGGAUGAUGAUCUCAAGACUGGUUGGUCAAGUAUCAAGUACAUCACAAGCCAGUAGAGAAACAAUUGAAUCCACGGACCCCGAAAAAGGGACAAUUUAACAAACAGAUCAUUAGUAAAUUACAGCUGCUAAUAAAGCGACGUUUAAAGUUUUCAGCCGUCACUCGACAACUAGGAAAUAUAUUUGACCGCGGACUACAUGGCAGUAAACGGUG